Molecule: messenger RNA, 4072 nt
Organism: Centropristis striata (black sea bass)
Lineage: Eukaryota; Metazoa; Chordata; Actinopteri; Perciformes; Serranidae
Product: mitogen-activated protein kinase kinase kinase 20-like
Exons: 12
Coding region: 157-1455 (432 amino acids)
Biological process (GO): protein phosphorylation
Cellular component (GO): cytoplasm
Molecular function (GO): ATP binding; protein kinase activity
Source: RefSeq, a predicted model, not a curated record
CGCGGAGUGAGUGGAAACAUUAAAAUAACGUCACAUGAGAUUUCCCGGAACUCGUAAGUUCAUAUCUGAAAGUUUGUAACCGGCGACGACCUGCUCUGAAGACGAAACAUUCACACUUAAUGUCGAAGCAGAGUUGGUGCUGAGUGCCAUUAUGAGAUGUCGUCUCCAAGCGCCUCCUUCGUGCAAAUCAAGUUCGAUGACAUCCACUUCUACGAGAACUGUGGCGGUGGCAGCUUUGGGAGUGUGUACCGAGCCAGGUGGAUCUCCCAGGACAAAGAGGUGGCAGUGAAGAAACUGCUCAAGAUUGAAAACGAGGCUGAAAUCCUCAGUGUUCUCAGUCACCGUAACAUCAUCCAGUUUUAUGGUGCGAUUGUUGAGGCUCCCAACUAUGGAAUCGUCACUGAGUACGCCAGCGGCGGGGCGUUGUAUGAUUACCUGUCCAGUGCUGAGAGUGAAGAAAUGGACAUGGGACAGAUCAUGACAUGGGCUGCAGAGAUCGCCAGAGGAAUGCACUAUCUACAUUCAGAGGCCCCUGUUAAGGUGAUCCACAGAGACCUGAAGUCCAGGAAUGUUGUUGUGGCAGCAGACAAGGUUCUCAAGAUCUGUGAUUUUGGGGCGUCCAAGUUCGUGACCCACACUACACACAUGUCCCUGGUGGGCACGUUUCCCUGGAUGGCUCCUGAGGUGAUCCAGAGUCUGCCGGUGUCUGAGACCUGUGAUACUUUCUCCUACGGUGUGGUGCUGUGGGAGAUGCUCACCCGUGAGAUCCCCUUCAAAGGUCUGGAAGGUUUACAAGUGGCCUGGCUCGUUGUGGAGAAAAAUGAGAGGUUAACCAUCCCAAGUGGCUGUCCUGCCAGCUUUGCUGAGCUCAUGAGAAACUGCUGGAGAACGGAGCCAAAAGAAAGGCCAAUGUUCAAGCAGAUCCUCUCCACUUUGGAGUCCAUGUCUAAUGACAGCCAACUUCCUCAACAGUGCAACUCUUUCCUUAACAACAAGGCUGAAUGGAGGUGUGAGAUUGAAGCUACACUUGAGAGACUUAAGAAGCUGGAGAGAGACCUGAGCACCAAAGAGCAGGAGCUGAAGGAGCGAGAGCGCCGUCUAAAGAUGUGGGAGCGCAAACUCAUCGAGCAGUCCAACAGCCCGCUCUUCUUACCUGCGGCUAAAAAGAUAAGCGCUAAGUCGUUCUAUCAGUCUAAGACGGAGGAAUCAAACAGUUCACAGAUGUCGUGUCAGAUCACAACCUCCAGUAACGAGGAGGUCAAUCUGCAGUCCAUGAUGAAAGGCUUUGAGGACAUGUUUUCCUUGGACUUUGGCCGGCCCGUCCUGCACUCGGGCAUGCAGGUCAACAUGCAGGCCAGGCAGAACUCCUCCGUGUCGAGCAGUGUCAGAGAAGGACACAAAAUCAACAUGACUCUGGGGAUGGGACGCUUCACUUGGUCUGACGACAGUGAAUAAAGCUCUCUGUGUUGCCAACUGUCACAUACUGUAAUCCCACUUAAUGCAUUAUUGGUGUCGUGGAAGCAUUAUUUCUAAAUGAAUUGCUUGUUAAGUCUUGAUUACUCUAAUAAUCAUGAGAAACACCAGAAACACAUCUUGGCUUACUAUUUCUUCUGCUUUGUUCAAGUUGUAUUAAGGAAUUGCUCAAUGUAGCACAGCACAAUAUUAUAGAAUAUAUUUGUAGCCCUCCACCUAUGGAUAUUAUAGAUGUACUUUGCUUUAUGCCUAAUGUACUGGAUGUAUAGUGCCAUGCUGUGAAGAAAAAGCCACGUGAGCCAGUUGCUUAGAGGAGGCCAGGCUUUUAUGAUGAAGUGACAUUUUGCUGACAUUAAGAUUGGCCAAUUUGUUCUGGAUGUGGUGGAGUGCAGUUGUUGAGAAGCAGUCUCUUACCAGGACGAGAAAGUACAUGUUUUUUCCUCUGACUGACCCAGGUUCAAAACAGCAGGAGAGGGACUUUGCUGUGUGACUGUCAGCUUCAUUCUCUCAUUUCACAUUUUACCUUUCAAACAGACUUAUUUCUUAGGCCUUCACGUGUUUUAAAAUAUGAAAAAUAAAAUUCUGCACUUAAUCAUAAAGUGACUAAUUUGACCAAAUAUGGAUUUAAAUUAGAGCUGGGCAAUAUAUUGAUAUCAUAAUAUGAGACCAGACAUCAUCUUAGAUCAUAAUAUGGCAUAAGUAUUGUCUCUUUGUUUUAAAAACUGCAUUACAGAAAAGGGAUGUUAUUCUCUGAUCUUACCAGCCUCUUGGAGCUGUUUGCCUUUGACCACUUAGUCAGUAUAUUCACAUUACUGGUAAUUAUUUAUCAAAAAUAUCUACCCUUUUUUAUCCUAAUUUUAUCUUUUUAUUGAGUUAAAUCACAGUCCAGACCAUCAAAGUAAACAUUCAUAUAUAGCUUAUUAGCCUCCCUUAUCUGGUCCUUAUGUGAAAAAUUGGUAUAACAGAAAGUCAUAAUACUAAAUUCACAUAUGUAAUACAGAGGUAAGGACCAGUAUUGUACACAGAAUACAGGAAUAAUUAGACAUAAAUUGAAAUGAAACACGCAACACGAACUGGGUGUGUCUUAAUGUAAUGACAACAAAGCGUAGAUCAUAAAAAAACAAUGAACAGAUGCAGACAACCUCACUUUAAACAAAUGAUGGUCGCACAUUUGUAAUGUACUCAGUCCAACAUCCCCCUCUUUUCGAAAACACAUCCUGUUGGAGAUAAAAUCGAAAAAGUAAUCCUUUCCAUCUUAAGAAUGUAAUAAAUUAAGUCAAUCCAGUCAUCAAUUGUCGGUAUUUCUGGUCUUCGCCACUUCCUAGUAAUAGCUUUCCUAUCAGCAGCACUUAAUCUCUUAAAUAGGUAUCAAGCCAGUAGCAUGAUGUAGCAAUUCCUACUGGAAGGUUAAAAAAUCUCUCUUCUAUCUAUUUAAGAAAGCACCAAAUUGUCAACUCUUCAAUAUCAUCACAAUCAAUAUCAACUUGAGAUAUUGGGUCAAAAUAUUGUGAUUUCCUCCAUAUCACCCAGCCCUUAUUUUAAUAGAAUAAAAGUCUUCUGUCUGAAUAUUUUACGUACAGUAUCACAUCAUAGGUCUAGCUGAAUAUUCGCCUAAAGAAAAAUAAUUAGCAAUAAUAUCAAUGUUUCUGCACAAAAAAUGCCUCAGCCAGAAGUUUCAGUUUUGACCAAAUACUGAUUUUAACAGAAUCCUUUCCUUCUGCAGACACUUUUUACGCAGAGUAUCACAUCUAACUGAAUAUUAGCCUCGAGACCUGCACUUUACAGUAGAGAAAAUCGUAUUAGCAUUAGUGUUCAGUUAGGUAUUAGGCUUCAUCUGGGGGAAGGACAUGCUUCCUUGAGCAUAGCCCAUUAAAUUGUCCCCUUCGCUUGUUAUCAUCAGUCAGUCUCAUGAGGAUGUAAUCCUCUGUAUUCCUGUGUUGUUGCUUGUUAGCAUCCUGCCAUGAACUAAUAUUCCUAUUCAAACGUCGCCUGUACUCCGGUGCCUUCAAGCCCUAUACACACUAGACUAGACAUAACAAUUACCACUUACUAAUAUUUACAUUUCCCUUUGUGAGAUCCAGACACAAUGGAAACAUUCAGCCGCCUCGAGCUUCAAAAAUCACACGACCAGCAGCUUCUUGAUGUGACUUCUUUUCUCUCACUGUUUUGUCAAUAAAUCUUUCAACUCUAUCUGUUUCAUGAGAAUCAUGUUGUAUUGCUACGAUCAUUACCAAACUCUUUAUGGUAGAAGGCAGAACAGAGCGUGGAUAAUACCAUUUCUAUAAAAUUGUAAAAUAUAUCACUUCACUGGGGAUUUAUGUUGAGCUUUUUCUUGUGAUAUUAACUUUGUAACUCCCAGUGUUCAUGCUCUGGUUACCCAUCAUCCACUUAGUCCACAUGGGGGCAGAAUUGUGUGAACUAAACCCAACUCUGAGACUUUUUUUUCUCCACACACACAAAUCACAAACACAAAAACUGAGCUCCCCAUUUUGAGUUUGAGAAAGGAGCACGGCAGCACGUUUGUGAAACACAAUAUGCUGCUUGAAAAGUGAUGCUAAGUCACUCCAAUGAGACUUUGGCAGCGGCAGAGUGUUUCUGA